This is a messenger RNA of Wickerhamiella sorbophila, 1254 nucleotides long. RefSeq lists its product as hypothetical. Gene Ontology annotation, cellular component: endomembrane system. Gene Ontology annotation, molecular function: acyltransferase activity. The transcript has a single exon. Lineage: Eukaryota; Fungi; Ascomycota; Dipodascomycetes; Dipodascales; Trichomonascaceae. Bases 208 to 1254 code for a protein of 348 amino acids. The record is from RefSeq and is a predicted model, not a curated record.
GCAUUCCCUAACUGGAAGCAUAUAGGGUUAGGGCAUAAAUAUGACUGCAUCAUGUGACUGCAUCUAGGUCAGCUCGCCCCUGAAUUGCUUGCGCGGUCAAUUCCCUGUGCAAUUGGCUAGUCCGUCUCCUCUUCUAUACCCUCACACCUCUGCGGUUGUUGCUGCAGGUAAAAAGCACAACCCCGGUCGAUCGCCCCAUUACUAACUAUGACCGCCAUAGCCAAGCUUCGGGGAACAGUGCUGUUCCUGUACUACCUCACUUCUUGCGUGGCUACCUACUUGUCAACCGUCGCUGGCUAUCCUCUGUGGCUAUUUUCAUCCAAUUUAGCGCGUGCAUGGAUGGCCAGUGGCAAGCGCCUGUUCGCCAGCAUUCAGGUGGCAGUGCUGCAAGUAUUCACGAAUUCCCAGAUCAAAUUGUACGUUGACCCGCAAAUUCGUGACCAAUUUUCCAUUGAAGAAAAGACCGGUCACCUCAGGACCAAUUUGAGUCCCCGAUCAAUCAUCAUCUCCAACCACCAGCUGUACAGCGACUGGGUGUAUAUUUGGUGGCUCGCCUACACCAGCAAUCUUAGCGAUGCCAUCAAAAUUCUUUUGAAGGAUUCACUCAAGCGCAUCCCUAUAUUCGGUUGGGGCAUGCAGCACUUUGAGUUUAUCUUUCUCAAGCGCAAAUGGGCCGAAGACGAAGCCACAAUUGCCAAACACAUGAGCGACCUGUCCCACGAGCCCAGCCUCCCUGCAAUGGUUGUUCUUUUCCCUGAGGGUACAACCAUGAGCACCGGUGGUUAUUCGAGAAACCAUGCCUAUGCCGAGAAAAACGGCAUCAAAGAAUUCAAUCAUCUCCUGCUCCCCCGCGCCCGAGGUCUUCAAGCCAUCCUGAAGGGUGGCUGCCUGCCCUACCUCUACGACCUCACAUUCUAUUAUGCGGGCAUUCCAGAGGGAACUUAUGGAGAAGAGUUUUAUACCCUGGCGCGCACAUAUGCUGGUGGUCAGAGCCCACCCGAGAUCAAAAUUCACAUUAGACGGUUCGAGACCAAGGAUAUACCCUACGACAACGACGCAGCGCUUGCUGAAUGGCUCAAUAAAGUGUGGUCCGAGAAAGACAAGAUUUUCGAACAGCUCAAGUCAAACACAAUCGCCGAGGAACCCUUAGAAACCACCGUGCGACUAGACUCUGUACUGGAAGUGCUUGAGCCCUUCAAUGUGCCGCUGAUGGCCUACCUUGGUACGAAAUUACUUCGCAAAUGGCUCAACUAA